GGAAAACCGCUUUCCUGCCCCCUCCUCUCCCACCGCCCCGGAGCCUUUCUGGACGUCGGGGGGUGGGGGGGGGUCGGGAAAAUGCUCUCUGAAAGCAGUUCGUUCUUGAAAGGGGUGAUGCUCGGGAGUGCUUUCUGUGCUUUGAUCACCACGCUGGGACGCGUGGGCACCGGCCACGGCAGCGGAAGGCACCACGAGCAUCACCACCUGCAGGCGCCCAACAGGGACGAAGUGGGGAAGAUUGCCGAGGAUGAGCGCGUGGAGCUCAGUGAGCGCUUUCGGGUGUACUGUAUCAUCCUAGUAAAGCCCCAAGAUGUGAGUCUUUGGGCUGCCGUGAAGGAGACUUGGACUAAACACUGUGACAAAGCAGAGUUCUUCAGUUCUGAAAAUGUGAAGGUGUUUGAGUCAAUUAAUAUGGAUACGGAUGACGUGUGGCUGAUGAUGAGGAAAGCUUACAAACACGCCUUCGAUAAAUAUAGUGACCGGUACAACUGGUUCUUCCUUGCACGCCCUACUACGUUUGCUGUCAUUGAAAACCUAAAGUAUUUUUUGUUACGAAAGGAUCCAUCGCAACCUUUCUAUCUGGGCCACACUGCAAAAUCUGGAGAACUUGAGUAUGUGAACGUGGAAGGAGGAAUUGUCUUGAGUAUAGAGUCAAUGAAAAGACUUAACAGCCUUCUCAAUGCUCCUGAAAAGUGCCCCGAGCAGGGAGGAAUGAUUUGGAAGGUAUCUGAAGAUAAGCAGCUAGCAGUCUGCCUGAAAUAUGCUGGCGUGUUAGCAGAAAAUGCAGAAGAUGCUGAUGGAAAAGAUGUGUUUAAUACAAAAUCCGUUGGGCUUUCUAUUAAAGAGGCAAUGACUAAUCACCCAAACCAGGUGGCAGGAGGAUGUUGUUCAGACGUGGCUGUUACUUUUAAUGGACUGACUCCUAACCAGAUGCAUGUGAUGAUGUAUGGGGUGUACCGUCUUAGGGCAUUUGGACAUGUUUUCAGUGAUGCAUUGGUUUUCUUACCUCCAAAUGGUUCUGUUAACGACUGAGAAGGGGAGCAAAAGCAUGUAUUUGAACACCA
Jaculus jaculus (lesser Egyptian jerboa) is the source of this 1067-nucleotide messenger RNA. RefSeq names its product C1GALT1-specific chaperone 1-like. Bases 82 to 1035 code for a protein of 317 amino acids. Gene Ontology annotation, molecular function: N-acetylgalactosaminide beta-1,3-galactosyltransferase activity. The transcript has a single exon. The record is from RefSeq and is a predicted model, not a curated record. NCBI's taxonomy places the organism in Eukaryota, Metazoa, Chordata, Mammalia, Rodentia, Dipodidae.